CACAGGCAAAGCCCGCAGUUCCUCCAAGCUGAGACAAAGGCCUACUACACGAUUGGCUGAGAAGAGGUGCGCUCUGGCGUCUCUGGGUGAUCGCUGCCAAACCGCCUAUUGAUAUGCAAAUUAGACCUUAUAAAUACCUUAGACAACAACUCACUUCAACGGCAGAAUUCUUUGAGAUAACACAAUAAGAAGCCGGAUUGUUUGCGUGUGUAUGUAUUUCUGUAUCUGUGUGAGUCUACCAGCUGCUGGCUUCGUUGGAUUGAACCGAUUUUGUGGAUUACAGUAGCUCGCGUAUUUAUUUAUUUAUUUAUUUUUGGGUUUAAACCAACAAUGGCUCCCUCAUCCAGACCUUGCAAAAAUGGAUCUGCCCAGGAUGAUGAGGAAUAUUAUGGGCUUAAAAGAGACAGAAAGGCGAGAAAGCCUUUGGUUGAGAAAAAGAGGCGAGCUCGGAUUAAUGAAAGUUUACACGAACUGAGGGGUCUUGUUGCAGACAGCGAUUUUCAGACAAAAACGGAGAAUGCCGAAGUGCUGGAAAUGACAGUAAAACGAGUUGAGAAUAUUCUUCGGAGCAGAGACCUUGAAACCGACACCAUGAACCGUGAAGCAAGCGAGCGAUUUGCUGCCGGAUACGUACAGUGCAUGCACGAGGUGCACAUGUUCGUGUCGAACUGCCCCGGGAUAGACGCUGCAGUGGCCGCGGAGCUGCUGAACCACCUUUUGGAAUCUAUGCCCCUGAACGAAGACCAUUUUCAGGACAUGCUUGUGGAUUUAAUGUCGGACUCUCCCAACAGUAGCAGCACUUGGCCUAGCAGCGAAGGGGUGUGUCCAUCCAUGGUAUCACCCGGGGGUGCGGCGCUGUGUGGCCAUUCUCCAGCGCCCUCUACAACAUCCAGCGAGGACAUAUGUUCCGAUCUAGACGAGACAGAUGCGGAACCUAGUCACACUUCGCCGGAUAAAUCCAGUACCCACAGCGUACCUGGUGCCCUCUGCUCGAAAUCCAUGUGGAGACCGUGGUGAAACUGUGCACCACUUAAAACAAGGCACACAAUGGAAAUCUACCUACCUAGUAGUUUUGGCUCGCCGUACGAGUGGGCCUGUAGAAUGACCGUGUACAGUUUUCAGAUGGGGUGUGUGGUCGUCAAACUUUGGAAUUUAAAAAAAAAAAAAACUCGUGAGAAAUGUAUCGUAUGGCACUAUUACUGUCAUCUUGACGGGCGACUGUUUUGUGUGGUGUGUUUUUUUGUCUUUGUACUAGUUGAGUGGACUUGUCGGUGAAUUUAUUAUUAUUAUUAUUAUUAUUAUUAUUAUUAUUAUUAUUAUUAUUUUUUAGGAUAUCGCAGCAAAGCUCUUUUUGUAAAGCAUAGUUUCUCUUGGUGUUCCAACGCAUUUGACGUUAAGAAAAUAGGCCUGGGACCAUACCCUGGGCAGUAAUGGGUGAAGGGACAGGCACAAGGCUGAGCUGUGUGUAAUGUGCAAGGACUCGUUCCUACAAGGGAUAGACUUGGGUAGCAUAGUUAGGAAUCUAUUUCUACCUUCUGUGAAGGAAGGGUAAAGUAAAAUAACUUUCAAUGUUUAGGUGUAAGUGUUGAUAGCAGGAUGCCUUGAAAACUGCACAUGAGGAACGACUGGUAGCGCAUUAUUCAUGAAUGUGUAUUAGGUGUUAUAAAACCUUUCCUUUUCUGGAACGAGUAAUAAAACGUAUUAAAGUGAAGCGUUUGUUUUACUGUAUAGUUGUGUGGAUGUGUUUUAAUUUGUAAACUUGUUUUUCUGACUGCCAGACACAAAUGAUUAGUCUCUUAUUUGGUGACGACCUGUCAAUCACCACUGCCUAAACAACACCACUGUAGCUUUUGGUUAUAAUAUUUAUGUAAUGUAGCCUGUGUAAAUAUCUAUGUCUGAAAUGCAACACCAGUAUCGCUUCAUAAUGUACAAACCCCAACCCACUGUGUUCACAUCAU
This is a messenger RNA of Polyodon spathula (Mississippi paddlefish), 1958 nucleotides long. RefSeq names its product transcription cofactor HES-6-like. Gene Ontology annotation, molecular function: DNA-binding transcription factor activity, RNA polymerase II-specific; RNA polymerase II cis-regulatory region sequence-specific DNA binding; protein dimerization activity. Gene Ontology annotation, cellular component: nucleus. The record is from RefSeq and is a predicted model, not a curated record. The transcript has 4 exons. NCBI's taxonomy places the organism in Eukaryota, Metazoa, Chordata, Actinopteri, Acipenseriformes, Polyodontidae. The coding region runs from base 331 to 1017 and encodes 228 amino acids. Gene Ontology annotation, biological process: anterior/posterior pattern specification; regulation of transcription by RNA polymerase II; regulation of neurogenesis.